UCCUGUACACUCCACAACCUUCGUCCCCUCUUUGCCUUCUUUCUCCCCAUUUCACAUCUCUCACUCUUAACGCCGAUGCUAUCAGUACCAGUGUUACUUUGUAGUAGCUCCACCGUAACUCCUCCUAAAACGACUUCGUCCUCACAACCCAUCUACAACUCUCUCUAAACCCUAGCCAGAAAGCGCCCCCCCCUCUCUCUCUCUCUCUAAAAGCGGCAAUGUCAGACAACAACAACAACAACAACAACAAAUUGAUUCGAUGGGAGUCUUUACCUUCUGAGAUUGCAACCGAUAUCUUCCUACGCUUACCUAUCAAAUCCAUAAUCAUCUGCACCUCUGUUUCAAAACCAUGGAAAUCCCACAUCCAAAACCCAACUUUCAUUUCCACCCAUCUCCACCAAUCCCACAACAAAAACAAAAACCUCCUCGUCUUCAGCCUCUACUCACACACUCACAAAGAAUCCUACGCUUUGCACAACGAAGACGAUCCCGAUUUCACCCAACUCGCCAGGUUUGAUUACCCUUUCCACGUUCCAUUCCUUCACUCCCCGAACGGCAUAUACCGUGUGGUCGGCACUUGCAAUGGCCUGUUCUGCCUUUCCGAUGAUAAGCUGACAUACUCUGACCGUUUAUGUCUUUGGAACCCAUGUGUUAGAAAGUUAGUUUACCUUCCUUUUCCCAAUGUCACCUACGCCACACACGGUGGCUUCGAUGCGACUAUUGGGUUUGGAUUUGAUCCCAAAACCAAUGACUAUAAAGUGGUGAGGCUUGUGACCUUACUAGAUAGUUUUGACCUUGAACAUUCUCGAACCGUGGCUGAGAUUUACUCACUCUCCACUGGUGAAUGGAGGAUGCUUGGUGCUAGUUUGGUUCCCAAAUGUGCUUUGAGUCCUCGUGCGCCACAGGCAUUUGUCAAUGGGGCUCUGCAUUGGGUUGCUUUUAGGAGGGCUGAUGAUGAAAACCUUCAACAUUUUGUUUUGGUGUUCGAUUUGGGCAACGAGGUCUUUCGCGAAAUACUUGUGCCAGAACUUCCAGAUUAUACGAGUGCAUUUGCGGGUUUGCUGUCAGUUUCUGUUUCCGCAUAUGGGAAUUCCAUUGCCUUGUUUCAAAAUGGCUAUUUUAGCUUGGCAAAGGGGUGUCAAACUGGUGAUUUCUACUUGUGGGUCAUGGAGGAGUAUGGUGUUGCGUCUUCGUGGACCAAAGUUUUGAAAAUUGGGGAGGGUUUACCAAGGCCUAUAGGUUUUAAAAGGAAUGGUGAGGAGGUUGUAUUGUUAUCAUAUGAUUGGCAACUCCUAUCGUGGGUUCCUUGGAGCACAGAGUUCAAGCAUCUUGAGAUUAUUGGAUAUGAGGAUACUUUUGUUGAUUACUAUGUUGAGAGUCUAGUUUUGCUCGACAAGGUCGCCAACGGUACAGUUACAUACUGAGGAAACUCGGAGAGGAUCUUAGGGACUUCUUGAUGAUAUAAGAAGAGAUUAUCUUUUGUCGGAUGUCUAGAAAAGAGGAGCUUCCCUUUGUACAAAUUUGAAAGAACAUUAAAUACAAACAAAUUUAUGAAAGAGAAGCAACAAGCAGUGCUUAUCAAGCAUAUAGUUUUAACUUUGCAAAUUCCUUACUUGCCCUUGAAUGACUUUGUUAUGUGAUCAAUGAACAUUUGAAGUUUGAACCU
Molecule: messenger RNA, 1666 nt
Organism: Quercus robur (English oak)
Lineage: Eukaryota; Viridiplantae; Streptophyta; Magnoliopsida; Fagales; Fagaceae
Product: F-box protein At3g07870-like
Exons: 2
Coding region: 219-1424 (401 amino acids)
Molecular function (GO): protein binding
Source: RefSeq, a predicted model, not a curated record